AUGUGGAUUCUUGAUUCGACCGGUGAUUUUCUGGAAGGGAAGCGCGUGUGGCUGCGCCCUGGAAAGAGGUAUCUAUUCGGUCGAUUCCAUCGAGACGGAGUCCGCCAUGCUGUCAAUCAUAAUUCGAUAUCCCGCAAGCAUAUGACCAUUGAAAUCUCACCGGUCAGUCCGCGAGAUGGGUUGUCACUACGAGCGCGAUCCAAUAUCACCAUAACCGAUUUAGACUCGAAGAAAGGAACAGUCGUUGACGAGAGGAGAAUCCAAGGAGAAUGCAAGUUGGAGAAGAGCGAUGAGCAUCUCAUCCAGCUCGCUAAAUACCAGCAUGCGCUCCGGAUCAAAUGGGAGCCCGUGGUUCUGACCUUGUCAUCCUCCUCCAAGCAGGUGCGAGGUGAAGAUCCUCUAGCCCAUGUUCGCUCACGUCUAGAAGACCUCGACAUUAAGACCAUCAUGGAUUAUAUUGUCGAUCACACAACACAUGUGGUACAGCGCAAACGGAAUACAGCUAAGGGUCUUCAGGCACUCGUCAACGGGAAGUACAUAGUAGAUGAUUCAUAUAUCGAUGCACUCGUCUACGCGGCUACCCCCGGGGAUCUUGAGAACAUUGAGUCGCUAUGUCCACUUGAAACCGACUUCGAAUUAGCAUGGCCCGAUCCAAAUCAACACCUUCCGCCCCCCGGGAAAGAACCAACCCAGCGUCCCGCCGCUGCUUUCGCUCCCAAUCCCGCACGUAUUAAUGUCUUUGAGGGAUAUACGUUUAUUUUCGGUGAUCCAAGCCAGUUUGAAAACCUACAAGGUCCAAUCAACAAUGGCCAAGGGAAGGCGCUCCUCUACGAAAUUGAAGAUGGGGUCACAACUGCCGCAGAUAUUGUUCGGUUUAUAAAAAAGGCAGCAGGACAGAAAGGCGUGGGCCCCGAGCGACACGGUUCCGGUGGCGUCGUUCUUGUUCGCUUUCGAUCGAAAGGAGACCUCGAACAAUGGUCUAUUGACGUCGGUAAUGAGGUUGCUCUAAUGAUGGACCAGCGCGUGAUAGAGCAACGAGAGUUCCUUGACGCUAUCCUUGGAAAUGAUGCAUCACCCCUCUGCCGUACCUUGCCCACGGAGGAGAGCUCUAGUCAGAUCACCGCAUCUACACCCGCGGUCGAGGCUGAACAAACAAGCCAACAAGCAGUUUCUGCCGUACCUGAAUCGGUAGAUCUGCCUAACUCUGAGCCUAGUCAACCCUCGAAAGCUCCGGCCAAGACCCGUGUGCGUGCAUACGUCAGUAAAAUGAAAACCUUCGAUGACGGAUUCGACAUGGAAUCUGUCCCAGUGUAUGCACCUGAAGAAGAGGACACCAAUAUCAACUCCACUCAAACCAUCGAUAUCGAAACUCAAGCGCCAUCUCAAGAAAUCCAGCCCCUGAAUAUAGUAAAGGAAGAGGCUGAGGAGGACAUGGUGGCUGAUCUUCUCCCGGGCGCCCGUGCAAUGAAGCGUCGUCGUGCAGAUAUGACUCGCCAUCACCCAGAGGAUGAGGCCGUAGCCCCCGAAUCGGAGGCCCCGAAACGCAAGCGACCUAAACUUGACGUGCUCGAAGCCGCGCGAAAGCACCGUGAAGAAGAAGAACAACAACGCAAGGCCGAAGAAGACUCACAUUCAGCCGAUGUAGGUGAUGUGGAUGUGGACAAAUUGAAGAACCUGGCUAUUGUGGAAGAAAUGGAGAUUCCCGUCCGGAACGCACCAGCGCACGAGCAUGACAGUUCGGACAGAUGGGAUGAUCAAUGGAAUGGGCGCAAGAAUUUCAAGAAGUUCCGGCGAAAAGGCGAGCCGCGUAGUCGAGCUCGCAUCCAGACAGUGAUCGUCCCCUUAGAAGAAGUGACCCGCAAAGACUAUGGAAUUGGCGAUCACUAUUGGGGUGGCAAUCCUGCUGAGACUUACCCUCAGAACGAGGCUGGAGGUCCUGAAUCUGAUCAUCACGAUGAAGUUGCUCCAUCACGGUCCAAGCUGUCAGCGAUUACACGCACCUCGCUUCAACCGACCUCGGACCCAACUCCGGCUCGGCCCCCGAAGAGGGCUCGCGAGGAGCGCGAUUCGGACAGCGAUGAUGAACUUCGUUUCCGUUUCAGGCGUAAGCGCUAG
Penicillium roqueforti is the source of this 2115-nucleotide messenger RNA. RefSeq names its product DNA damage response protein RcaA. Gene Ontology annotation, molecular function: protein binding; damaged DNA binding. The record is from RefSeq and is a predicted model, not a curated record. Lineage: Eukaryota; Fungi; Ascomycota; Eurotiomycetes; Eurotiales; Aspergillaceae. The transcript is spliced from 5 exons. Gene Ontology annotation, cellular component: Mre11 complex. The coding region runs from base 1 to 2115 and encodes 704 amino acids. Gene Ontology annotation, biological process: mitotic G2 DNA damage checkpoint signaling; double-strand break repair via homologous recombination.